AUGGCACACUGGAUUGUCCGCUUCGAUGUGCCUGUCCAGCGGUUGCUUGUGCUGGUCACUGUGAGCUCACCUGAAGUGUGGCAGUCUGUCGACAGCGCUGCCACGCUCAAGCUGCAAGAAAACUUGGACGAGGCCAAAAGAUUUGUGUUCCAAGACGAGUCGUUCGAUCUGCAGAUGGACGUGAAGGGGUCGGAGGUGCUGUGGCCGCUGUCGUCAGUGUUGUGGGAGCUGCGACUGCUUGGGCUGUGGGUGCCGCCCCCGGGCCGCCGACUGCGCCACCGGCUGGUGCUCGCCUUCAUCAUGAUCUCACACGUCGCCAACUUCCUCGGCGCCUUCGCCAGCAUCACCAUGGACACACCCAGCAAUCUCCCGCAGCUCUCCUUCAUAGCCUACAACUGCCUCAUUGACGCUGGUCUCGCUUGCAAAAUGUUCUCGUUUUCGCUGGACGGUCAGCGCCUGACGGAGCUGUUGCGGCUGCUGGCGGCAUCUCGCCAGAGGUUCCCCGACAAGGCCGGACACCGGGCGCGCUACCAAGCCACGGCCGUCAAGCUGCACCGCUUUAUGCAGGUGACAUACAGAAUCAACAACGCGUACUGGUUUCUGGCUCCCAUUGUCAGGAACAUAAUGGCUGCAAUAUCUAAGAACGUUUCUACCAGCGAGAGAGUUAUUCCCCUUCCUAUAUGGCUGCCGUUCGACCUUCGAUCCUCGCCCGUCUAUGAGAUAGUGUACAGCCUAGAAAUGGCUUCCGGAUUGGCUGUUUCAGAGACUACUGUGCUCGUGGAUGGCACUCUGAUAGCACUGAUACUGCAGGUGGUCGCCGAACUGGCUGUCCUGAAUGACCACCUCGCUGACGGCGCAACUGCCACUCUAAAGCAUUCAGCAAGUGACGUGACCAUCAUUCAAGGUGAAGUCCAGGACUCAAAUGUCCAGGUGUUGCAGAAGGACAUGGAUAUAGUGGAAUCUCUAAAGAUGCUGAUGGGUUCAUCACUGUACGCAUACCAGGUCGCACUCUUCUGUCUGCUCGGCCAAAGGAUCAUCAAUCAGAGCGAGCGGCUGAUGCGGUCGGCCUUCGGCGGUGACUGGCCGGAUGGCGACGUCCGUUGCUGGCGUCUGCUGUACAUGUUAUGCCUCAGCACCUCGAGGGCCCUCAGCCUCAAGAUCUGCGGAAUCUACACGCUUUCCAGGAUGACUCUGCUGCAGGAGAAGCAGCUAUAA
Schistocerca piceifrons (Central American locust) is the source of this 1215-nucleotide messenger RNA. RefSeq lists its product as uncharacterized. Gene Ontology annotation, molecular function: olfactory receptor activity; odorant binding. Gene Ontology annotation, biological process: detection of chemical stimulus involved in sensory perception of smell; sensory perception of smell. The record is from RefSeq and is a predicted model, not a curated record. The coding region runs from base 1 to 1215 and encodes 404 amino acids. The transcript is spliced from 7 exons. Gene Ontology annotation, cellular component: plasma membrane. NCBI's taxonomy places the organism in Eukaryota, Metazoa, Arthropoda, Insecta, Orthoptera, Acrididae.